Molecule: messenger RNA, 4851 nt
Organism: Stegostoma tigrinum
Lineage: Eukaryota; Metazoa; Chordata; Chondrichthyes; Orectolobiformes; Stegostomatidae
Product: rho GTPase-activating protein 18
Exons: 15
Coding region: 370-2253 (627 amino acids)
Biological process (GO): regulation of actin filament polymerization; regulation of small GTPase mediated signal transduction; signal transduction
Cellular component (GO): cytoplasm
Molecular function (GO): GTPase activator activity
Source: RefSeq, a predicted model, not a curated record
GGUGCUUUGCAACUGAAGCAGACCGAGGGGGAAAGCAAGCUCCCCCGCCUGUUCCUGCCUGCCCUCCCCGCCGCUGCCAAGGUGUCUCUGAUGUGCAUUGUACGCACUCCAGAGGAAAAGUGGCUCCCCUCCCACCCCCCACCCCCUUCUCUCUGAGGACUGGGCGCCCGGGGAAGGGAGAAAGAGCCUUGAACUUCUUAAAGAAGCAACAACUGCUCCGCUCGAUCUGGUUGCUCAUGGCAGCUGGAGCUGUUGCUAUAGAGAAGUUUGUUUGAUUCGCCAUUCGCCCUGUCAGCGCUGAAGUGUCAGCUGGGCGAACUCGCUGGCUGUCUUUUGGAGGAAAAUAGGAGUGAGUCAAGCCCUUCAAUUAUGAGCCAGAUGCAGAUGCAGCAUUUCCAAGAGCAGCUAUCUUCAGAUCGCUCCAGUUCUCAGGAUUCAUUGGACACCUUGUCAAUGGAUGACUUCUGGACUGAAGUAGAGAACAUCAAGGAAAGCCAUAGGACUGAACCAGAUGAAAAUUUGGAAGUGAAGACACCAGAUGAUGAAGAUGUUGAGAUUGAAUGGCUUCAUGAUGCUGGGCUUUCUACUCUUAUUGAAGAAGGUGGCAGAAAUGAUGAUGAAGUGGUCUUGCUUUCUACUCUCACACGCACGCAGUCUGCAGCUGUGCAGCGCAGAGUGGAAAACUACACACUUUCUAUGAGGAUAAAGAGCAAGCAACCUAUACGAGAUGUUAGGGAUAUCUUUUCAGGAUCAAAGAUAUCAGAAACGAAAGAUACCAAAUGUUCAGUUAUCGAUGCAUUGCAACCAGACCGGCAACUUCAGCACCUGCUGCCAGAAGAUGACAAAGGAGAAGCUUGUCCUGAUGAACAUGAGACUACAUCAACAACACAGGGUGAAGUUUCGAAGACAAAAUUUAUAUCUGUUGAUAUUUCUUAUUCUGAACAAGCAGCAAUUUUGCGAAACAGUGCACAGUAUAAAAAGCUCCCCAAGAGAAGAAAUGAUGAUGGAACUUUGCCUCAAUACAGAAGGUGCAUGAAUAAACUAGGAGUAACAAGAAUAGGUGAUCUGUCGGCACAGGAUAUGAAAAAAAUUCACAGUUUGGCACUAAUUGAACUAACAGCUCUGUUUGAUGUCUUGGAUUUGGAAGUGAAGCGACACAAAACAGUGAAAACGAAAGCGUACGAUAAUAAAAUUUUUGGUGUCCCACUCACACACUUGAUUGAAAAUGAUCAGAAGAUUGACCCCAACACUAAAGUUCCAUUGUUCCUUAAGGAGUUGCUGAGCUGGCUGGAAGAAAACGGCUUGGAAACAGAAGGGAUGCUCCGCAUUUCAGGUUCUGUGGCUAGAAUAAAGAAUUUGCAAAAGGAGCUUGACGCAAAUUUUUACCAUAAGUGUUUUGACUGGAAAAACGUCCACCAAAAUGAUCUGGCAGGUUUAUUAAAGAUGUUUAUCCGUGAAUUGCCAUGUCCCUUAUUAACAGCAGAAUACGUGACUGCUUUUGCAGCAGUCAAAGACAUCUCCGAUCAAAUACAGAUGAUACAUGCCCUGAAUCUCCUUGUGGUGAUCCUCCCAGAAGCAUACAGAGCUACACUUAAGCUUCUUUUAGAGUUUCUGCGCAAAGUGAUUGAUAAAGAGAAGAAAAACAAGAUGAAUCUCUGGAACGUUUCAACAAUAAUUGCCCCUAACCUCUUCAUGCACAAAGGAAUUCCAAACAAAAUUCCUGAUGGCAAUGAAAAGCAGCAGGCAGAAAAAGCUGCAAAUAUUGUUCGGAUGCUCAUCCACUACCAAGACCUUCUCUGGACAAUUCCAUGUUUCCUUGUGGCACAGGUGAGAAAACUGAAUGAAAACAGCAAUAAGAAAUAUGAUAAGCGUCUAAAAAAUCUUCUAAAGAAGAUUCACACAGACAAACAUGACAAGCAACAGCAGCAGUUGAACAAAGUGAUAAAAAUUCAAGCCCCCCACUUAUUGAAGGAUACAAUGGAAGUCCAAUUGAAUUCUGAGAUUAUGGUCCAGGAUCUUGUGGCUCAGUUCCAGACACAAUUAAACUGCAACAAUUGGGAUGCCACCAAUACUGAAGGCUCACAAAGAAACAAUAAUUCUACUGAUUGUCCAGAGUUCUGCCUGUAUGAAGUGGGUGGUAAUAUAGGUGAACACUGUCUUGACCCUGACGCACUUAUCCUGGAACUGUACAGGAUUAACCCUCAGGCUGAGUGGGUUAUAAAGCAACGUGCAGCAUUGUCAAAAGGAAGCUAACUUUUUGUGAACAUUCAUCACUUAAAUCCAGAGAGUUUGCUGGUUGGACUAAUAUCUGUACUUUGUUAUUGUUAAAACAAAGUUGCGACAUCACAAAACUAAAGAAAUAAAGCUGAAGUACUUUCUGAAGGUACAUCCUAGAAACAACUUAUUCAACAAAGUACAGCAUUUUUACUAAAUGAUGGACACUUACCACUAAUUAAGAUGAAAACAGAUCAGCUCUUAAAUUUGCUGGUAUGUGUAUGUGAAUUUGAUAACUUGAAUUUUAUAGAAAAUUUAUAUUUAACCCUGGCUAUUUUUGGGGAAAUGUUGCAUAAGCACUGCCAAACAUUGCUGAGAAUAUUAUGAAAAAGACACACAAGUCACCUUUAUCAUUGUAUAUAAUAUAUACUUGCUGGAAAGUUUUUAACUGUCUUUUGAAUGCCACCUUGGAACUACUCGGAGAAAAGGAAUCUGUAAAGUGGAGAAAAUGCAGCAAAAUGAAAAGGUUCAGCUUGUGCCAAAAUGCAUGCAAAGUGAUAUUUAUUGAAGCACCACAGGAGGAAAAGGAACGAGCAUAAAUCUGAACCUUCUGUUUAUUUGUCGAGAAGCCAUAUUUGACAGCCUGUAUCAAACUCUCCAGGAGCAAGAGGAUCUUUAGCUUGGAAAAAGAAUUGUGACUCAGCACUUUAGUGCUUUGUUACAGAGAAUUUGACACAAGGCAAAAAUUCAGUGGUAUAAAAAUGCAAUAGCUUUUAGGAAUUAUUGUGGACAAUAAUAUUUGAGAUCUGCACAGCAUAUGUUUUGCUUUCUUUGAGACCACAGCCUCCUUCUACUUGCUCUUUAGCUUUUACUGUUGUACAAUCUAUCAUAUUAAUAUGUACGUUUGGAGCAUUUUCCUAUGCAUUGCUAUGAUUGCAAUUUUUUUUCUAUUUUAAGUUUGUUUUAGCAGCCAUCUCAAUCUGUUGUUUUACUGUCAUUCUGUGAAUUGGCAAAGUUAGUUUUAAGAAGGUUAAGUAAUAUGAUCCUUACAAUAUUCACAAUUGUUCCAACUGCAAGAAUUACUUUCAACUGUUAAGAACUUAUUGCACUCUGCCAAUUUAGCAAUUUGUAAUGGACAAUCUUGACAGCGGCACAACAGAGUUCACAAAAAUGAAUUCCUGGAAUUUCUGUUACUCGGAUUUACCCAGAAUGAGAAGAGUUAGAAACAACUGGUGGUACAGAUUAUAUAUUUAAAGACAAGAACUUUCUUCGUUCUUUAAGAUAUUAUUUUACGUAAAAUGCAAUUGCAGCCAAUAUUUAAAGUUAAAGCGAACAAAGCAGCAGAUAAAGAGCAGCAAAAACAUAAUAAACUUCAGUUGAGAUUGCAGAAUAUCUGGUAUUUUGGCAGCCUUGUCAAGCCAUAUAGUUCUGCUACUUUGUAUUACUUUCUUCAGUGCAGCUCAGCUGAAAUCAGCCAAACCUAAACAAAAGAGCUUGAAAAUUAACCACAAGUCAUUGUUAAAUAUAACUUGAGUUUCUGUACUAUACAACACUAGUUUAAAAAUAUUGUGCUAGAGUCAGUCCUGGGUGUGCCCUCAGAUUGAAAUAGUCAGCAGGCAUGUUUCAAUUGAUUGCACCCGUUUAUUCCCAUAGAAGGAUGUGCUUCAAAUUCAGUUUAGUUAUUUUAAGCACAUGUUUUACAAGUUUCCACAUUUCGCUAAAAAAAUGUCUAGUAUACAUCAAUGGAACUAGUAAAUGAUUCUGUUUUUUAGUGACAUUGUCGUGAUUUUAAAUGAGGCUACUGAGAGGACUAGAUAUUCUUGUUAAACAUCCUUUUCUUUCAAUAGGGUCAGUUUUCCAGUCUGAAAUACACCGAAUGUUAAUAUAAAGAUCAUGAAAAUAUGUUAUUGUAUUCCAUCAUGUGGCCUGAUUGUGCUGAUUCAUGGAAGAUUUUACAUGGGUAAUUAUGCAAAUAAGUUUGAUCCAUGACAUUGUUUUGGAAUACAGUUUUCUGAGAGCAUCUAAAGUGGAAACUUGACCCCAAAUUAACCACUGAAUAUGUACCUUGUAGUUACACUAUUUAAAUUGGUAUUAAAAUUCUUGUUAACUAAUCGUAUAUUUGUAAACUGUAGCCUAAUUUUGCAAGUUUUCCUAAAAUUGGGACAAGGUGCUAAGCACAUUAUAAGAUCAGUAAAUCCUGCACAAGCAAAAUAUUGGCUGGAAUUUUUAAGUAGUAAUGAUAGUAAAAUGAACAGUGUUCACAAUCAUUUUGUCCUUAAAAUGACAGCAACUUCCAGAGUCUGCACAUGUGUGGUUAAAUGUGGAAAUUUAAAUGCUGCUGUCAGUGAUUCAUUGCUUCUCCAUAAGAUGUGCUGAAGUCCCUACAGACUGCAGACAAUAAGAACAAAUUGAUGACAACUUACCCUGUUGCGCUGUAAUAUCAUUUAAGAAAAUCUCAAAAAGACUAUGCCUUCUAAUGAUGUGUAACUGUGUUUCCAAUGACAAACUAAGUCCUUACUCCUGCUAAACAUCAUCUUGGGCCCUGGAAAUCUACUUCUAUAUUUAUGUAAUGUAAUUUGUUUUUCCAGUCUCAUAAAAUUUCUCAAGUUUUUGAUGUAAUAAAACUUUUUAAUGUUU